Ustilaginoidea virens is the source of this 1458-nucleotide messenger RNA. RefSeq lists its product as uncharacterized. The record is from RefSeq and is a predicted model, not a curated record. Gene Ontology annotation, cellular component: nucleus. Gene Ontology annotation, biological process: positive regulation of transcription by RNA polymerase II. Bases 1 to 1458 code for a protein of 485 amino acids. The transcript has a single exon. NCBI's taxonomy places the organism in Eukaryota, Fungi, Ascomycota, Sordariomycetes, Hypocreales, Clavicipitaceae. Gene Ontology annotation, molecular function: transcription cis-regulatory region binding; DNA-binding transcription factor activity, RNA polymerase II-specific; zinc ion binding.
AUGGCGCCACCGGUCGAGGUGAGGCAGAAAGCGCGAGGCAAACCCCGCGGCAUGCGCCGAGACCGGGACUGCCAUAGCUGCAGGACGCGCAACAUCAAAUGUGACCUGAACCGCCCGUCGUGUGCACAGUGUCUCGAGGCGAAGAUUGUUUGCGCAGGGUAUCCGCAGCGGGUGAUUUGGGCGACGGAGCGAUCGGCCAGGGACGCGGCGUCGCCCACGGCUGGUGGUGGUGGUGGUGGUGGUGGUGGUGGUGGUGCAGCGCCGCCGGGCGUCGAGGCGCAAAGGCAGCAACGCAGAGCAUCAAGACCAAACGCACCCGGAAAGCCACCUGGGCCUAGUCUGGCUGACGGGGCCGCUUCUGGGAAAACGGGCGCGGGCAUGGCAACGACACCAACAUCCACUCUGGCAGCCACCUGUUCGGGGAGCCCUGUUCUCGAUCUGCCUUGCUUGCCGACGGACCAAAACAGCUUCAUGACGAGCCUCGUGGCAUUUUGCCAACACAUCAUAUCAACAGACAUGUCCGGAGGCGACCGCGGCCACUACCUGUCCAUAGAAGCCGCCCGCCUCAUCUCCCAGCUGCACGACCUGAUGAAAGCGCGGAUCGAGGGCCGGGCCGGGGCCCCGUUGGCCCGCGGAGAGACGUGGGACUCGAUUGAGACGGCGCGCCACCGACUCGCCGUGCUGAUUGGGCUCAACGAGGCCCUCGAAGCCGCCAACCCGUUCGCGUUUCUGGGAAUCGCCGCCUUUGCCGUGCUCGAGGUUUGCGACAGCCCCUUUGGCGAGUGGCAGCGUCACCUGCACGGGGCCAAGUCGCUGCUCGACUACCACUGCCCCGACCACGGCGCGCUGCAGGACCUGUCGCGCACCGUGACGGGGCUGACCGAGAUUGUCGCCCGGCUCGUCUGGUUCGACACACUGGGCGCCAUCGCCAGAGGGUCGCAGGGCCUCAUCUUUGACGAGUGGCACCGCCGGACCGUCGACCAGAGGCUGUUCCAGGUGGUGGGCUGCUCGGCCGACAGCUUCGAGCUGUUCAGCAAGGUGGCGAGCGGGCACGUGGCCGCGCACGCCAUGGACGCGUGCAUGCUGGCCAUGGAGCAGCUCGCCAGCGUCAACGCGGACGACGACUCGGCCUGGGGCGUCUCGGCCAACGUCAACCGGUGCGCGUCAGCCAUAGCGGUGCUGGCGCAGCUCGGCGGCGCGGACCGCUCGGCCCAGAGAGCCAUGGCUGCGGCUGUGCAGCACGCGUGCGACCUGAUUGCGUCCAUGAGCCCCCUGUCCAUCUACUACAUACACGUCGCCGUGCCCGCGUACCUGGCGGGCAUGAACGCCACAGCCUGGGGCCAGUGCGAGAUACUCCGCACGUACUGGCACCGGUGCAAUCACCUGGGCGUGCAGCGGUAUCCGGACGGGUUGGCCAAGUGUGAGGAGCGGUGGAAAGCAAGGGGCCUGGCUGGCUAG